UAAAACUAAAUUCAUAAUUGUUCGACAAAGUGUCAAGCUGACACUUCAUUUUGAUAAAAAUAUGUUCGUUUUACAUUAUAAAAGAUUUUUAGGAAAAAUUCAAAAUUGAUCCCCUCAUGGCAUUCAAAGAGACACAGUCUGCCAUCGUUAUAGACACCCUGAUAGCUGAUUUAGUGCACGAGGCUAUCGAUCGAAGGCAAUCGAUUAAGGAACACAUUGAACCAGGACCAUGCCAAAGGCUCUAUGAUAUAUUAGGCUUUAUGCCUUGCAGUCCAAAUGAUAAAGAGUUUAAUAUUGAUAAUGAAUUGCAUGACAAGGGAUGGAUCAAUGGGAAGAGUGCAUCUAAACCGAUUCGCUCGGGUCCAGCAUUAAAGUAUUCUCAACGCGAUCUUCAAAGUGAUAAUCCUAUGAUGGAGCGAAGAGAACAAUGGCACAGUUGGUUGGUUCCGGCAUUGACUGAGGAUAGCUCUGGAGAUGAAUUGGAAAUUUAUCGACGAAAUGGUCAAUUAAUUAAAAAAUUCAGUGAUAUCGGCUGUCAAACGGAACAACCACGAUUCCGAAAGCGAUAUCGACAAGUAGCAACGCCUGGAGAUCGUGCCCUACUGGAAAGAGCACCUUGUGAACUAAACCGUCAGACGAUCUUCAUUGAUGCGGUCUCCGUAGCGACACCCAGUCUACAAAAUCGACCCCCAUUAGCCGAUCGUUUUUGCUAUAUGUUGACAGAUUUUGCUUCGGCAUUGUACUGUAGUCUCGCCAUUAUGUGUUGCUGUACCCCCAGUAUGUUUCGAUAAAUAACAUUUAGGCACACUAAUUGCUUUUAAUAUAAUACUACACAUCA
Messenger RNA from Drosophila innubila, 838 nucleotides. RefSeq lists its product as uncharacterized. The transcript is spliced from 2 exons. The coding region runs from base 117 to 791 and encodes 224 amino acids. The record is from RefSeq and is a predicted model, not a curated record. NCBI's taxonomy places the organism in Eukaryota, Metazoa, Arthropoda, Insecta, Diptera, Drosophilidae.